Cannabis sativa is the source of this 1499-nucleotide messenger RNA. RefSeq names its product phospholipase A1-IIgamma. Gene Ontology annotation, biological process: lipid metabolic process. The coding region runs from base 133 to 1332 and encodes 399 amino acids. The record is from RefSeq and is a predicted model, not a curated record. Gene Ontology annotation, molecular function: glycerophospholipid phospholipase A1 activity. The transcript has 2 exons. Lineage: Eukaryota; Viridiplantae; Streptophyta; Magnoliopsida; Rosales; Cannabaceae.
UGAAAACAAGAAAGAAUUAUUUAUAAAUAGAAGAUGGUUUAGAUUCACCUCUACACACUACCAAAAAAAGAAAAAACAUCACUCCACAUAUAAUUAUUAUUGUUAUUUUAUCUUUUAGCUAGCUACACAAAAAUGGCCGGAAACAUCGGAAAAAGGUGGAGAGCUCUUAGCGGUGAGGGAGAGUGGGAGGGUCUUCUUGACCCUCUCGACUCUGACCUCCGCCGCUACAUAAUUCAUUACGGAGAGAGGGUCCAGGCUGUGGUGGAUUCCUUCAUUGAAGAGUCCAAAUCGGAUAACUACGGCCUUUGUAGGUACUCCAUGAGAAACCUCUUCUCAAAGGUUGGGUUAGAGAGUGGGAAUAAUCCUUUCAAGUAUGAGGUGAAGAAGUACGUCUACGCCUCCACUGCAUUCAUGGGUACAUCUUCGCCUCCCAACGCGGUGGCGGGCAACUCAGAGUGGCUGGGGUUUGUGGCUGUGACGACUGAUGAAGGAAAGGAGGUGUUGGGGAGAAGGGAUAUUUUGGUGUCGCUUAGGGGAACGAUGCCAGAGAUUGAGUAUGGUAUUGAUGCCAAAUGUAAUUUAGUUUCUGCUUCGCAGAUACUUGGAAGCAAGAAUGAUCCUAAGGUGCAUGAAGGUUUUUACUUGUAUUACACUUCUUCUGAACCUGGUUCUACUUACAAUUCCAACAGCUGCAGAGACCAGAUUCUGGGUGAGAUUAGAGAGUUGGUAGAUGAAUACAAGGAUGAAGAAGUGAGUAUUACCUUCACCGGACACAGCAUGGGCGCAGCAAUAGCCACUCUUGCCGCCACUGAUGUUGUAUACAAUGACUAUAACAAGCCGACGGGAAACCUUGAGAAGGCCUUCCCGGUCACGGCCAUUGUUCUAGCCAGUCCGCGCUUUGGAAACCAUGGUUUCAAGGCCACCUUCUCCAACCUCCACAACCUUCACGUCCUGCGCGUGACAAAUAAGUGUGACCUCGUCCCUCACUCGCCACUGCCAGGAAUUUUUCGCGACUACGUCGAAGUCGGACAGGAGCUUGUCAUCGACACCUUUUUGUCGCCGUACUUGAAAGAAGCCAAAAGAAUCGUACACCAGCUUGAGGUUUACUUGCAUGGCGUUGCCGGAACCCAAGGCAGUGCUGGAGGGUUCAAGUUGGAAGUGGAUCGUGAUAUCAAACUAGUGAAUAAGAGAUUGGAUGGUUUGAAGGAUGAAUUACUCGUGACGAGCUUAUGGGGGGUCGAGAAAAACAAGGGUAUGAUUCAGUUGGAUGAUGGGUCUUGGGUGCUCAUGGAUCGUGAGAUGGAUGACCAGAACCAUGGAUUCAAGCCCUAGCUAGCUAGCUACCUAGCUACGUCAUUGUUAUGGUUUACAUCCCAAAAAUUAAUAUAUAAUAUUUGAUGCUUUAUUAUCUAUUGUGUGUGGCAUUCUGCAUUUCUUUAAUUCAGCUUAUGUAUUUUGUGAGACUACUUUUAUAUUAAUAAAUCAUUGUAUUAAUAUUA